This is a messenger RNA of Pecten maximus, 5363 nucleotides long. RefSeq names its product oxysterol-binding protein-related protein 9-like. The record is from RefSeq and is a predicted model, not a curated record. Gene Ontology annotation, cellular component: membrane; intracellular membrane-bounded organelle; cytosol. NCBI's taxonomy places the organism in Eukaryota, Metazoa, Mollusca, Bivalvia, Pectinida, Pectinidae. Gene Ontology annotation, molecular function: sterol binding.
AUGUAAUAUUGACACUUCCCACUUCUGACAAGAUGGCCGUAAUCGAAGGUCCACUUAGUAAGUGGACAAAUGUCAUGAAAGGAUGGCAAUAUCGAUGGUUCGUUCUAGACGAAAGCUCUGGCAUUCUAUCAUAUUUCACUUCAAAAGAGAAGAUGAUGCGAGGGGCGAGACGAGGCUGUGUAAGACUAAAGGGAGCAGUAAUUGGUAUUGAUGAUGAAGAUGACAGCACGUUUACGAUAACUGUGGAUCAGAAAACAUUCCAUUUUCAAGCUCGAGAUGCUGACGAGCGGGAGAAGUGGAUACAAGGACUAGAGAAUGCAAUACUUCGCCAUUCCCAUGCCAACAAAAAGCAGGAAACCAAAUCAGUUCCUACAGCUGCGGAUUUUGACAGAAAACUCUCAGAAACUGAUGCUUAUUUACAACUUCUAAUAGGCCAAGUACAGACGUUGGAUACGAGAAUUGAGGCUUGUGAAGAUGUGUCCGCCAAAGAAAAGUAUAGUGUGUUAAAAGUGACUGCAGAGGCUAUGAUUGAAGCUAUAAAGCAUGCCAUUGUAAUGCUGCAGAUAGCGAAGGAAAGUUUGAAGGGUCCAGUGAUGAACGGGACAAUGCAUGAGGCAGUUCUCACAUCAGGUGCUGAUUUUGACCACUUUGGUCGGAGAGCAAGCCAGAGGUCUAAUUCACAUUAUUGUGGGAUUCCUGCCUCCCUGUCAGCUGAGAGCAUAGACCUCAACUCCUCUCUACCUUUACCUGCCACCUCUACAGACACACCUCUCCCUGGGGAUGAGAACAGUUCCAGUACGACUGUCCCAGAGACGUCCUACUCCAGUAGUGAGGAUGAAGAUUUCUUUGAUGCAGAGGACUUCAGGUCUACUCCGAAAACAAGUCCAGAUAAAUCAACCUCAUCGUCUUUGGUGACAACACCGAGUCCAGAAAGCGAGGAGGAGAAAGCGAGACCCCCACAGAUCAUAGCCUCGGAGGAUGACUAUUUUGAUGAACUUUAUGAUGAGCGAGAUACAGAAGAAUUGGGUUCCCUGGAGAAACACGGCAGUAUAAUAGCUCACCUGUUAUCUCAAGUGAGAAUCGGGAUGGAUCUUACCAAGGUUGUGCUUCCGACCUUCAUUUUGGAGCGGAGAUCACUACUCGAGAUGUAUGCCGACUUCUUUGCUCACCCAGAUCUGUUUAUCAAUAUCCCUGACAUGGACACGCCAGCUGAGAGGAUGAUACAACUGGUCCGCUGGUACAUGUCUGCCUUCCAUGCUGGCCGUAACAGUGACGUGGCGAAGAAACCGUACAAUCCUAUUCUGGGGGAGACCUUUCUUUGUCAUUGGAACAUGCCCGACUGGCCGAAAACCACGGAUCUAGCCGAUGACGGUCCAGUUCCAUGGUCAACAAAAGAAAACUUAGCUUUCAUUGCAGAACAGGUGUCUCAUCACCCGCCCAUUUCGGCAUUCUAUGCAGAGCAUUACAAUAAACGAAUUUCAUUGGAUGGAUACAUUUGGACAAAGUCCAAGUUUCUUGGACUGUCCAUUGGGGUGCACAUGAUUGGACAAGCGGUUGUGUCUCUUAUAGACCAUGAUGAGGAGUAUGUGAUUACCUUCCCUAAUGGGUAUGGCAGGUCCAUCCUGACGGUGCCGUGGGUGGAGUUAGGUGGGAAAGUGACCAUAGCUUGUGCCAAAACAGGAUUCUCAGCCAACGUAGACUUCCAUACUAAGCCUUUCUAUGGAGGCAAGAAACACCAGGUCACGGGACACAUUUAUUCGCCAACCGACAAAAAGAAUGCAAUUGUGACGAUUGAUGGAGAAUGGAACGGGGUCAUGUAUGCCAAACACAGCUCAGGGAGAAAUGAGGCAUUUGUGGAUACUAAGAAGAUGGCCAUUGUGAAGAAAAGAGUUAAGCCACUGGACACACAAGUGGAGUUUGAAUCUAGAAAGUUAUGGGAACAAGUUACCAGAAAUUUGAAACAGAAGAAUGUAGAAAUCGCAACAGAGUUUAAACAUAAAUUGGAACAUCGCCAAAGAACAGAAGCGAAAGAAAGAAAGGAAAAGGGACUGAAAUGGGAAACAAAGCAAUUCCACGAGGUAGGCGAACACUGGGUGUACGACCGGCCAUUACUGAAACGCCUUGGGAAAGGCACACCGACACGUACACCGACAGACACGUUGUGAUUCGGACGAGAGUGUUUCCUGGAAACCUGGAAACAAGCUCUACAACUUAAACUCGCUUUAAUUAUAGUUCACAAGAAAGUGAUAGAAAUACAACAUUGACAGUUUUGCAAUAAUGGUACUUUUCAAUGUUGCUAUGGAAACAGUUCUUCCGGGCAUUUCACUCUUAUUAUAAUGCUUUCUACCUGUGACUGUGCUUAAAACAACCUCACAAUACUAUAUCAUCACAGCAGUGUCAAUCAGAAACUGAACAUUUUCAUUGUGUUUUGUAUUUGUUAAUAUUUCUGUCGCCUGAGACAAAGUCUCAAAUGACCUAUAGCCGUUGCUUUUCGUCCGUCGUUGUGCGUCCUGCAAUGAGCGUCAUACAAUUAAGGUUUUUGACUUCUCAAAAGACUUAUUUCUGAAAUUUUGCAGAAGCCUGUCAUGUCCAAACAUCAACUGAAAUUGUGAAUCAUUGGUUUUCCCAAGGGGCCUAAGGGGCACCAAAAUGGGGUUUUCUUUCAUAGAUGGAAGGGUUUUGAAGUGCUUUAAUAAAAAAAAAAAUGGGAAUGAAGUGCUUUAAUAAAAAAAAAUGGGAAUGCCUUGACCCCUGGGCUUCAUGUUUCCCCUUUGGGGAGAGGAUUGAGUUUACUGAUUUGUAUGAUAUUAAUCUAUAUAGAAAAUGUUACUUUGGGUAUUUUCUCAUUCAGUUCAAUUGGAAAUUAUUUCAGUUAUUACCCUGAGAUAACAGUUCGAUACUAUGAAACCCACCCCAGGCCCUUAAUACAUUGUAUGUAAAGUUGGAGCCUAAAAGGGGUCAGAUUGGCUUUAAUUUUAGUAAUCUUUUUUUUGCAGACAUAGAUAUAUCGGCAGCACAUAAUUUUAAUUAUUGAAAUGAUCUUUGGGCGUUUUAUCAAAAUAGUGAAUUUCCUUACUCCCAGAUAUCAUGUUUGCCCCUCGAGAGGGAGUAAGUUUACUGUACUAUAGUUUCCUCAUAUAAAUGACCUUGUAUGCUCUUCAAGGUCACAGGGUCCAAAAGGUUUCCUGUGAGAAUUGAUCUGAAGACCCAGAAUUCUUAUAUUUGAUCAGUAGGUACCAGAGAUGGAGUGCUAUCAAGUUUCCUCAUGUAAAUAACUUUGGUUGUCAAGAUCACUUAUCGUGUAAUAUAAUACUGAAAAACUUUAAAAUUCAUUUUCUUAUUAUAAGUAAUCCAAUUUCUCUUGUUAUUAUAGCUUUACAUUCAAAAUAGCACUGGUGUUAAGUCUUAUACUGCUGAGGAUCAAGAACAUGAUUCUCAUCGCUUUGUAUAUGUAAUUCAUCAAAAACACCAAAGGAAGUAGGUUUGGUAUCGCAAUACUGACUCACAUUGCAUGAAUGCAAAACCCUACAACGUGAUUCACCUAUUCAUCAGUGAAUUAUAUCGCCCUUAUUAGAAAUAUUGUAUUUCAUUUCCUGAAACAAACUAACAUAAAGUCUGCAUGAAAACUUUAAAACAUCAAUCUUUUCAUUAUCCCUUAAUAGACAUGUGCGCAAGAUUCGGGCCCUCUGGGCCUCUUGAAUUCAUUUUCAUUCAGAAAUUCAAAACCAAUUGGAAUUAUGAUGUAUGUAACUAUGUACUCAAGAAGGUGGUUAGAGGCUAUUAAUAUUUUUCUGUAAUCACCCCAGGGGCUGAGAGUGCGAUGUAUUGGUUAAGACACUCUUAUGCCAAUUGUUUGUCCUGUUUAAUAGACAUGAAGUAAAUCAUCUGUAAUCUGUAUAUAUAUACAUAUACAGAACUCAGGUCCUUGAGCCUCUUGUCAUAGUUUUAGUCUAUAUUUCGUCAGUCUUCCAUUGUCCAUCUGGCUGGCUGCCAAGAAUUGUUUACGAACGGGUUUGUCCAGCAAUAAUUCUUGAUAUGAAUUAUUUCUUCAGAAGUUCUAGAAUAUUUCUCAAGUGUCGUGUGUAAGUUCUCCUUCAUCCAUAAUUAGUUUUGCAUAUUUAAUUUGGAGUCUAAUCAGGAAAUUUACAUGGCUGACAGGCAGCCAUCUUGGAUUUUAAUGAUUGAAGUUUGUUAUUACUAUUUCUGGAGAAGUACUGGAAGGAUAUUUCUCAAGAUCCACAAAACUCUAACUUGAUCCCUAUAGUUUAAGAGGAAAAGGAAAAAGAAGAAAAAAGUAGAGAACAGAUCAGUCUUACAUAGAACAAAUAAAGAUCAUUUCAUGGUGCUUAUUUAAUGCAUGUUUUACAUUCAGGGAAGUUAGAGAAAUCAGCGACGGUUUUCGUGGAUUCCGUUCUCAUAUUGAAUUUGUAUAUGAGAGGUAUGUUGGAAAUCUGUGGAGGAGAUAUGUUAGUGCUACAUGUUGAUAUAUUACAAAUGCUUGUGUGGAUGGUUUGUGUAAAUGAUUAUAUUUAAAUCCUUAAAUACCACAAGUAAUACACUGCCCUCCAAAGUUCUGUUACAUUUGGAACGUUUAAAUCAAAUGGCUAGCCAACAAAAUUUGAGAUAAAGUGUUGUAAUAUCUGUAAGAUAGUCCAUUUGUAAGUGACGAUUGCAAAUUAUUUGAAAAAUACCUCACUUCUUUGAAGUUGCAGGGAGAGGGAAUGGAGGGUCCUAUUUUCCAUAAUGUUCAAAAAUGAACAAAAAUAUUGGUGUUUUUUUUUACUGACACAAAUAAAAGUAAUUGUUUAGCUGAUUAACAGUUAAAAAACAUGUAAGAAAUGCAUUUUUGAAAUUUAUAUUAAACAAAGAGGGAAAUUUUCAGAAUGUUGCAUUUUGAGGAUUUCCAUUGUAACAAAACAUAUGCACUGUUGAAAAAUGAACAUGAACAUUUGAAAUCAUGAACAAAAACAUCCUAAGAAGAUAUGAUUCUAACAGAUUGUAAUAAAGACUUCGAGAUUAACUUUGCUGUAUUUUACAUAAUAAUUGUAACAGGACUUUUGGAGGGCAGUGUAUGUGUUUGUACAAGUUUCAUUUUUGUCUUGUCUGUGAAUAUGGUGUUACUAUUCUAACAGCAGAUUUUGCAUAGUUGACAUUUCAUUCAAAAGUUUUGCAAGACAUUUAAUUACAUGUAAUUAUUGUUUUCUGAUUGUAAGAAUGUCAGUUUCACAUAGCGAGGUGCUAUAAGGUGCCGGGCACAGUUUACUAUAUAUAGGCUUAUGUAAAUUCAACAGAUGUGAAGAUAUGGACACAUAUCUUUUAUUUGAAAAAUGUGAUUCACAAAAUAAAAGAUUAUUUUCAAAAUG